Asparagus officinalis (garden asparagus) is the source of this 561-nucleotide messenger RNA. RefSeq names its product nudix hydrolase 17, mitochondrial-like. The transcript has 3 exons. Bases 70 to 414 code for a protein of 114 amino acids. Gene Ontology annotation, cellular component: nucleus; cytoplasm. NCBI's taxonomy places the organism in Eukaryota, Viridiplantae, Streptophyta, Magnoliopsida, Asparagales, Asparagaceae. The record is from RefSeq and is a predicted model, not a curated record. Gene Ontology annotation, molecular function: hydrolase activity.
CCGUACAGAGUUAAGCCUCGCGAUGGGGCGGUUGAGGUUCUUGUCAUCAGCUCGCAGAAGGGGAACGCCAUGCUGUUUCCGAAGGGUGGAUGGGAGUCUGAUGAGACUUUAGAUCAAGCUGCGUCGAGAGAGGCUCUUGAAGAAGCCGGAGUCCAGGGAAAACUCGAGGAUGCACUCGGGAGCUGGAAGUACAAGAGCAAGAGGUACGGGACGUAUUAUGAGGGGAUCAUGUUUGCUCUGAAUGUGACCGAGGAACUCGCCUACUGGCCGGAGAUGAGUUCGAGGAACCGGAAGUGGGUUACGAUCGCCGAAGCGAGAGAGGGAUGCAGAGACUUGUGGAUGAGAGAGGCUUUGGAAGUCUUGGUUUCAAGACUCGAACGAGAGAAAAGGAUCAAGGCGAUUCAAAGAGUGUAAAAGAGAGGAAUUUCAUAGGCGAUGUAGAUAACAGUUAUCGGUGAUCAUUCAAGAUUCUUUCAUUGGUUCAUUCUUUAGACGCCAAUUGAUUCUUUAGGAAAUAUUUUUGUCCAGGAUUCAAUGUAAUUGACAGUUUUGCGCCCACUA